GAAAGGUACAUGCAAAACCAUGUCUGGGGUUGGAGGAUGGAGGGAAGGCAGCAGAUACAUGACAGCUACUGCCUCCAAUACUCCAUCUUCCUCUCAGGGUAACCCCUGGCAUGGCAACAGUGAAAUGGAGAAGAGUGAAAACUCUCAGAAGAUGACAGCAUCUGAAGAGAAACAAAGAGGCCAAGCAUCAGCCUACCAACAAAAGCAACCACAGCGUGUCGGCCCAUAUGUCUUGGUAACUCCAAAUGAAACCAGAAGGAAACAGUUGCAGCAAAUUGCUAAGAAAGAGCUCAAUGACCUGGAGCAAUGGAAGAAAGAACACAAGCCAGGGCCAAUUACGUUGGUGCCACAGAGACUGGGUGGAAGCAAAUCAGAGGCUCAAGUGAGACAAAACCAGCAAAUGAUUCUCAUGCAAUCUAAAUACCAGAAAAAGCACAAGAGAGAAGAGUACGUAAAAGCAAAAAAGGCAGCUGAAGAAGCUGAAAUCUUGAAAAAGAAAGCAACUCAGAGAGAAAAGGCAGAGAGACUUGAAGUUAAAAAAAGACAAGAAGAAAUUCAAAGAAGAGAGGUGCUUCUUGAAGAUCAAAAGUACAAAACCAAUGAAUUACUGAACAGAUUGGACGUGGGUUUGCCAAAGAGUGAUUCCUGUCAGAUUGCUAAACCUGGCCCCGAAUCUACAGCAUGGAAAAGAAGCCAUGCUUAUAAGCAAGCUCUUCGAGAGGAUGAAAACAGAAGAUUAGAGGAAAUGAAGCAAGAACAGCAGAGGAAGGCUGAAUUAAUGGAAUUUAAACAAAAGCAGGAAGAUGAAGCCAGGACAAGAGCACUUAAAAAUGAACAGAGGAGGGUAAAUAAUGCUUUCCUGGACCGGCUCCAGAACAAAAUACAGCCUAAUAACAUCUACCACCCUGAAUAUACUGGACUACAUCAAUAAUGGCACCUUGGAGUCAAACUACUUGGAAUAAAGGAGGAGCAAGGGUAUUGCAGAAAUAUUCACUUUUAUCUGGCCUAGGCCAAAUGACCUCAUAAAACCACCAAGAAACUGCUCUUUAUUGUGCUUCUUUUCUUACCCAGACUGCAGCUGCACACCCUCUUCAUGAGCAAUCUGUAGAGACUGGUUUCUAGCUGUCAUUAUUCAUGUAUGCAUAUUUGAAACAGCUGAUUAUGAAAGUCCUGUUUAAUUUUUAAUAAGGAUAUAUGUAUAAAUAUUUUUUUUUUUUCAUAAAUUGCUUUGCCUUUUGGAGAAUGUCAUUAUCCCAGUCUUUAUGAGCUCUGGAAAAGAAGAUAUAAGUGACUGCAGAAAUUGCAGUAAUAUAUAUGUUUACUUGCUGCUCUGUACCCAGAAAAAAACAUUUCAGAGACAAUCUGAAAAUGCAGGUAGAGACUUAUCUUUUGGGAAUGGAAGGAGAAAUGUUGCUGGGGUUUUGUUUGUUUGUUUUCUGUGCAUUUUUGUGGAAGUUCUGUGAAAUUAUUUCACUGUUGUACUCAACAGCAGACACUCAAGAAGAAAAAUGUGCAUUGUA
Messenger RNA from Hirundo rustica (Barn swallow), 1520 nucleotides. RefSeq names its product epithelial stromal interaction 1 (gene EPSTI1). The record is from RefSeq and is a predicted model, not a curated record. Lineage: Eukaryota; Metazoa; Chordata; Aves; Passeriformes; Hirundinidae. Bases 20 to 931 code for a protein of 303 amino acids. The transcript has 12 exons.